AUUGGCUGCUGCGCUGUCCUGUCUGUCCUAGCGGGUCCGUGAAGGUGAACCCGGCUACUCGCCAUCUUUCUCCCUGCCUGCUCGCCUUCCGUCUUCCUCCUCAGCCAUGUCCGUGUUCAGCGACGUCCCGCAGGCGCCCCCGGUGGCCGUCUUCAAGCUGAGCGCCGACUUCAGGGAAGACGGCCAUCCCCAGAAAGUCAACCUGGGCGUCGGAGCCUACCGCACAGACGACUGCCAGCCGUGGGUGCUGCCGGUGGUCAAGAAGGUGGAGCGACUCAUCGUGGACGACCACAGCCUCAACCACGAGUACCUGCCCAUCCUCGGACUGCCCGAGUUCCGCUCGGCCGCCUCCAAGGUCGCCCUGGGAGACGACAGCCCCGCCAUCUCGGAGAAGCGGGUGGGCGGCGUCCAGGCCCUGGGCGGGACGGGCGCGCUGAGGAUCGGCGCGGAGUUCCUGCGGCGUUGGUACAACGGCGUCAACAACACGGCCACGCCCGUCUACGUGUCCGCGCCCACCUGGGAGAACCACAACAGCGUGUUUGCCGACGCCGGGUUCAAAGACAUCCGGCCGUACCGCUACUGGGACGCUGCCAAGAGGGGGCUGGACCUCAGCGGCCUGCUGGAAGACCUGGAGACAGCUCCAGAAGGUUCCAUCUUUGUCCUCCAUGCUUGUGCUCACAACCCCACUGGAACAGAUCCUAGUCCUGCUGAGUGGAAGCAAGUAGCAAACAUCAUCAAGAGGAGGAAUCUCUUCACCUUCUUUGACUCCGCCUACCAGGGCUUCGCCUCAGGCUCCCUGGAAAAAGACGCCUGGGCCAUCCGCCACUUUGUGUCUGAGGGCUUUGAGCUCUUUGUGGCUCAGUCCUUCUCCAAGAACUUUGGGCUGUACAACGAGAGGGUGGGCAACCUGACAGUGGUGGCGCGCGAUGGCGACAAUCUGUCUCGCAUCCUGUCCCAGAUGGAGAAGAUCGUCAGGACCACCUGGUCCAACCCGCCCUCACAGGGGGCGCGCAUCGUCAGCAAGACCCUCAACUGCCCCGAGCUCUUCGCGGAAUGGAAGUCCAACGUGAAGACCAUGGCCGACCGGGUGCUCCUCAUGAGGGACCAGCUCAAGUCCAAGCUGCAGGCUCUCGGCACACCGGGGACCUGGGACCACAUCACCCAGCAGAUUGGCAUGUUCAGCUUCACCGGACUCAACCCCAAUCAGGUGAAGUUCAUGAUCAAGGAGAAGCACGUCUACUUGAUGGCGAGCGGGCGCAUCAACAUGUGCGGCCUCACCUCCAAGAACAUCGACUACGUGGCCCAGUCCAUCCACGACGCCGUCACCCAGGUCCAGUAGAAGGCCACGCCCCCUCCAGCCCCGCCCCACCCGGGCCUCUAAGCGGCCAACGGGGAGCUCUUCCAGUACGGCGCCUCGUGUGACGUCAGGCCAGUACCGUCCUCACCUCUUUGUAGCUGUCGUCAUAGCAACCACCACUGUACCUUCUCCAAGUGUCUGUCGCCUGCUGGACCCAAAUACACUGAAAUAUGACGAAAUGCUGUCUCACAUCCUCACAGACACUCCCGCAGCUUUACCGAACGUUCUUUCAGGCGUUCUUCGCUCGUCUGAACGUUCUUUUUUAGCGUUGUUCGCUCGUCUGAACGUUCUUUCAGGCGUUCUUCGCUCGUCUGAACGUUCUUUCAGGCGUUCUUUGCUCGUCUGAACGUUCUUUCAGGCGUUCUUUGCUCGUCUGAACGUUCUUUCAGGCGUUCUUCGCUCGUCUAAACGUUCUUUCAGGCGUUCUUUGCUUGUCCGAACGUUUUUUCAGGAGUUCUUCUCUUGUCUGAACGUUCUCUCAGGCGUUCUUCGCUCGUCUGAACGUUCUUUCAGGCGUUCUUUGCUCGUCUGAACGUUCUUUCAGGCGUUCUUCACUUGUCUGAAUGUUCUUUCAGGCGUUUUUCGCUCGUCUGAAUGUUCUUUCAGGCGUUCUUCGCUCGUCUGAACGUUCUUUCAGGAGUGUUUCUCUCGUCUGAAUGUUCUCUCAUGCGUGGUUCGCUCGUCUGAAUGUUCUUUCAGGCGUUCUUUGCUCAUCUGAAUGUUCUUUCAGGCGUUCUUCGCUCGUCUGAACGUUCUUUCAGGCGUUCUUUGCUCGUCUGAACGUUCUUUCAGGCGUUCUUCGCUCGUCUGAACGUUCUCUCAGGCGUUCUUCGCUCGUCUGAAUGUUCUUUCAGGCGUUCUUCGCUCGUCUGAACGUUCUUUUUUAGCGUUGUUCGCUUGUCUGAACGUUCUUUCAGGCGUUCUUCUCUUGUCUGAACGUUCUCUCAGGCGUUCUUCGCUCGUCUGAACGUUCUUUCAGGCGUUCUUCGCUUGUCUGAACGUUUUUUCAGGCUUUCUUCACUCGUCUGAACGUUCUUUCAGGCGUUCUUCGCUUGUCUGAACGUUCUUUCAGGAGAUCUUCUCUCGUCUGAACGUUCUCUCAGGCGUUCUUCGCUUGUCUGAACGUUCUUUCAGGCGUUCUUUGCUCGUCUGAACGUUCUUUCAGGCGUUCUUUGCUUGUCCGAACGUUCUUUCAGGCGUUCUUCUCUCGUCUGAACGUUCUCUCAGGCGUUCUUUGCUUGUUUGAAUGUUGUUUCAGGCGUUCUUCGCUCUUUUCAAACGUUCUUUCAGAGGUGUCAGCACUGCUUGAACUGUACAGUAUGUAAGAUUGCAAAUAUUAGGUGUCCACAUACUGUAACUAUAACAUAUUAAUAUUCCUUUUGCUUGUUAAACGGACAAAUAAAACCAGAAGAGUGCAACAAAAUGUCUUCUCUUUCAUGA
This is a messenger RNA of Entelurus aequoreus (snake pipefish), 2797 nucleotides long. Its product is annotated as aspartate aminotransferase, cytoplasmic-like. Gene Ontology annotation, biological process: L-aspartate biosynthetic process. Gene Ontology annotation, cellular component: cytosol. The record is from RefSeq and is a predicted model, not a curated record. Lineage: Eukaryota; Metazoa; Chordata; Actinopteri; Syngnathiformes; Syngnathidae. Gene Ontology annotation, molecular function: pyridoxal phosphate binding; L-aspartate:2-oxoglutarate transaminase activity. The transcript is spliced from 9 exons. Bases 107 to 1339 code for a protein of 410 amino acids.